GCAUACAUGCAUACAUAUGUAAUAUUUACAGUGUGUACAUACCAAUUAGAAGUGCGUUAUUUUUAAACGGUUUUCGGCCGUUUUUCUCGGUGUUUUUGUGCAUUUUGAAAUGUUAGCGUUGCCAACAAUUGCAAAGAUAGCUAUAGUAGGCAGCGACACCGAAAGUUAAUUUAUAAUAAAAGGGACACCGUGCUAUAAUAGUAUAAAAUACAACAGAAUCUCACCGUUACGCCUUCUCAGCACAAACGCUCGCUGCUUCUGUGUUGCUGUUGCUGUAGCAGCUGACGCCGACGCUGUCGCUUCUGUGAAAUAAGCUGCUGACUCAAACGAAUUUUCCAAUGGAGACGAAAAAUCCACCGACAGUGACGAGCAGCUAUCACCAUCAAAGGGCGCCGCGAACACCAGAGAGCUAUUUCAAUGUGCCCGAGUCAGUGGCGCUGCUGAACAUUGUGAAGUCGGAGCGAAUACAGAGCGCAUUUCAAUCAAAUCGGAAGAACCAUGCGAGCGUUUGGGAGAUGGUCGCCGAGGUGCUGAACCGGUUCAGUGCGCGAAAGCGAACCGCGAAGCAGUGCUGCAAUCGCUAUGAGAACCUCAAGAAGAUCUACACUCAGCUAAAAAAGAAUCCGGAGCGUCAUGUGCGACGCAAUUGGCCGUACAUGUUCCUCUUCAAGGAGAUCGAGGAGCAGCGCGGCGAGUGCUGGGGCUCGAAUGGCAAACGUUUGGCGCUCAUCUCGAAGAAUCACAAUGAGUUGUCCUAUUAUCAGCGGCGGAGGCAGGCGGCCGAGCUGGGCGUGCUGCUCAACAAGGAUAAUCUGACGCCGCAUCAGCACAGCCUGCUCCAGAGCCUUAGUCACGCCCACUCCACAGACUCGUCACAGAGUGGGGCAAGCAAACUGGAACGCUUCGUGCCUAAUCACUUUGUUGAGACGCAGCUCAGCGAGGGUGCUGGCCUACCCGUCGUCGGUCUGCCAACCAGCGUCUACGAUGAUAAUCCUCUCCAGCUGCAGGUCGCCGGCGCUGUUGCAGCCGCUGCUGCUGCUGCCGCCGUUGCUGCCCAACUACGCCACGAGCCACAGCUCCAAGGCAAUAGUAGUUCGGGGCUCAACCAGGACGAGGAGCAUCUGCACAGUCAAAGUCACAAUCACAGCCACAACCACAGUCACAGUCAUAAUCUCAAUCUCAAUCACAAUCACACUGCAGCAUUUAAGGAUCACGGACACGGGCUGCAAGAGCCACCCGAGGCGCCCGAUUUUGAUAAGGACUGCAAUGGUCCGCUCAACCUGCACCACAAUAGCACCAGCAAUACCAACGACAACAACAUAUCCAUGAAAUCCGAGCCGCUUUCCGAAGGCGAAUUCAAUCCGGAUGACAUUCAGCUAAUGCAGACCAACUAUAAUGGCGCGCAGAACUUUUACUCACCCAGCAUAGAUCAGAAUAUUCUGCAUCCGGAUGUGAUUGUGGACACGGACAAUCUGUCCGAUUGCAGCUCGUCGGCGUCGCUGAAGAGCGGCAAGCGUAAGAUGUCCACAUCGACCGAUGGCGACAGCACCAACUACGAGCUCAUCGAGUAUCUGAAGCGGCGCGAGAAGCGUGACGAGGAGCUGCUCAAGCGGAUGGAUGCACGAGAGGAGCGCUUUAUGAGUCUCUUGGAGCGCACGGUGGUUGCCAUUGAGACGCUCGCUGCGGGCAAAGCGGCAACGACAACCACGACACAUCUCAGCAGCGCCUUCAGAGAAACAACUCCCAGAUCAACAUUGGCUGCCGCAGAGUCAUCAGCUCCAGUUGACAAAAGUCUGGGUUUAUCGAUGGGCAGUGCCGUCACUCCCGCCGAUGCAGGGACAGACGCAUCCAUUGUUGAUGAUGCCGAUGAUGCUAUUGUUCUGGUGCCCGAUGACAAUAACGUGGAGGAGCUAGUGGAAGAGGUUGAGGAAGCAGCAGCUAUCUCCAAACCGGAAAAUCCAGAGCAGACGUAAAAACCAGUACAUAUAUGUAUAUAUAUGUAUAUAUAUGUAUAUAUAUAUAUAUACAACAAUAAAUUGAAUAGAACGCAGUGCCAAAGACGAGCCGUGUCUCGAAUCUAAAUGAGAUUUGCAACGUUUACUUAAUAGCCAAUGUGCUUAAGGAUACGCAUGCAUAUUUUAAGCAUACGCAAACCCCUUCUCUUGUCUAAGAUCUAAUUUCGCCAGACGCAAUAUUUGUGCCAGCACUAACUUAAUUUUACAUGUGUAUCUAGCUUAAGGUUCAAUGAAUCCUCUCUAGUUGUAGGCGCAGACUUUUAGCAAUCGAUUUUUACGCUCACACGGAUUUACAUAUAUGUAUAUAAAUAUAUAUUUGCAAUCAUCUUUCAUGUGCACGUUGUUUAUAUCGUCUAAGGUAAUAGCUACACACCCAAAUAUAUAGUCUUAACUCCAGUGUUAACUGGCCAGUCUGCGUUUUGUGUGCUCGACUCAUAUUGUCCUUUUUUUUUUAUUUAACCACAUCAAUUUUUGAUUAAGUUGGAGCUGAAAUGGGGCUCAAAUGCAUUUGUGCAGAAACAUAUAAUUUGUACGUGUGUAUGUAAUUUAAACAUUUUUUUUUUUAAA
Drosophila grimshawi is the source of this 2582-nucleotide messenger RNA. RefSeq lists its product as uncharacterized. The coding region runs from base 339 to 1973 and encodes 544 amino acids. Lineage: Eukaryota; Metazoa; Arthropoda; Insecta; Diptera; Drosophilidae. The transcript is spliced from 4 exons. The record is from RefSeq and is a predicted model, not a curated record.